AUGUUAAAAGUCGUUGAAUCAUAUUGUUGUCUAAUAUUCCGGAAGGCUUUAGGGAUAGUUCUCUUCUUUGAUAUUUUAGCAAAACUCCAUAUAUAUAUUGUAUGUGCUAUAUAUUUUUUUGGACAGGCAAAAGAUGUCAAGAUAUCCGAAUCUGAAUUCAACAAGGAAUUUGUGAAGAAAAUCAUCCCAAAACUUGAUUGGAAAGUUUUUGUUAACGCCGCUGUGCAAAUCGGCCAUAGCAAUGACUUAUCCGAUGAGUUAAUUGAUGAUUAUGAAGACGAUGAAGAAUACCUCAAAAAAGUACACCAUGUACUCAUGGAAGUAAGUGUAGGCAGACAUUAAAUACAACCAUUCUUU
Molecule: messenger RNA, 357 nt
Organism: Diuraphis noxia (Russian wheat aphid)
Lineage: Eukaryota; Metazoa; Arthropoda; Insecta; Hemiptera; Aphididae
Product: multifunctional methyltransferase subunit TRM112-like protein
Biological process (GO): rRNA (guanine-N7)-methylation; tRNA methylation; peptidyl-glutamine methylation
Molecular function (GO): protein heterodimerization activity
Source: RefSeq, a predicted model, not a curated record